Heteronotia binoei (common prickly gecko) is the source of this 921-nucleotide messenger RNA. RefSeq names its product olfactory receptor 5V1-like. The transcript has a single exon. The record is from RefSeq and is a predicted model, not a curated record. Gene Ontology annotation, cellular component: membrane. The coding region runs from base 1 to 921 and encodes 306 amino acids. Gene Ontology annotation, molecular function: G protein-coupled receptor activity; olfactory receptor activity. Gene Ontology annotation, biological process: G protein-coupled receptor signaling pathway. NCBI's taxonomy places the organism in Eukaryota, Metazoa, Chordata, Lepidosauria, Squamata, Gekkonidae.
AUGAGAGCUGAGAAUGUCACCUUUGUCACAGAGUUCAUCUUGGUGGGACUCUCCAACCAUCGCAAGACUCAGAUUCUUCUCUUUGUGGUAUUCUUCCUCAUGUACUCAGCUACUAUUGUGGGGAAUCUGCUGAUCAUAGUACUUGUGUGGACCAACCCAUGCCUCCACACACCCAUGUACUUCUUCCUCACACAUCUUGCUGGCCUGGAGAUCUGUUUUGUCACAUCAACUAUGCCUCAGAUGCUGGCUCACCAGAUAACAGGAAAUGGUGCUAUCUCCUUCACCCGCUGUGUAGCCCAGAUGUAUGCUACCACCUGCCUGGGAUGCAUUGAAUGCCUUCUUCUAGCUGGCAUGGCCUAUGACCGCAGCUUGGCCAUUUGCAGCCCCUUGACAUAUACUGCUGUUAUGAGCAGGAAACACCAGUGGCAGCUCAUCUCAGCUUUCUGGGCAGUUGGGUUUCUCAUUGGUUCAGUCAAUGUGACCUGCACUAUUUCUGUCCCCUUUUGUGGGAGCAACCACAUCAACCACUUCUUCUGUGAGCAGCCAGUUGUAUUUAAAUAUACGUGUAAAGAAACCCGCUACACAGAACCCAUUAUUUUGAUUGCAUCUACAUUGAUCCUUGUGGGUCCCUUUUCAGUUAUCCUAACCUCCUAUGGGUGCAUUCUCUACUCUGUGUUUCGAAUGUCAAGAGUUGGACGACGAAAGGCACUUUCCACUUGUACCUCCCAUCUGCUGGUGGUCUUCCUGUUCUAUGGUACCCUCAUCUUUAUGUGCAUAAGACCUAGUGGGGAUGAAGUUAUUGAUCGUGACAAGCAAACAGCUGUCUUUUACAUAUUGGUCACACCUAUGCUUAAUCCCAUCAUUUAUAGUUUACGGAACAAAGAGAUCCACAAGGCAGUGGCCAAACAAUUGAGAAGAUGA